Messenger RNA from Lolium rigidum, 1873 nucleotides. Its product is annotated as probable cation transporter HKT7. The record is from RefSeq and is a predicted model, not a curated record. The coding region runs from base 1 to 1632 and encodes 543 amino acids. Gene Ontology annotation, cellular component: plasma membrane. Lineage: Eukaryota; Viridiplantae; Streptophyta; Magnoliopsida; Poales; Poaceae. Gene Ontology annotation, molecular function: monoatomic cation transmembrane transporter activity. The transcript has 3 exons. Gene Ontology annotation, biological process: transmembrane transport; monoatomic cation transport.
AUGGACGGAGCUCAUAAGCUCGGCGAACUCUUUCACGACGUGCGGCGGCGCACUGCGGCGGCGCUCGAUAAGGCAUUAUCCCUCCUCCGCUCGCUCUCCAAGUACCACGCGCACCACGACGUCACGGAGCCGAUGGCGCGGACGCGGCAGGUCUGGCCGCCGCGGCUCGGCUCGCUGCUCGUCCACGUCGUCUACUUCCUCGCCGUCUCCUGGUGCGGGUACAUCCUCCUCGGGGAUCUCAAGUUCCGCGCACCUGGUGGCGACGGGAGCCGGCCCAGCGGCAUCGACCUGUUUUUCACCGCCGUCUCGGCCGCGACGGUGUCGAGCAUGGCCGUGGUCGAGAUGGAGGUGUUCACCAACGGCCAGCUGCUCGUCCUGACUCUGCUCAUGUUCGUCGGUGGCGAGGUGUUCGUGUCGCUAAUGGGCCUCGCGUCCAAGUGGUCCACGCUGAGGAAACAAGCAACAGAAAAUUCUGGGCGGGUCGAGAGCCACGAUGAGCUUGAGAUGCGACCGGUCGCCGAUGCCGUCGACAUUGACAAGACGUCGACGAGCAGCGUCAGCCCGGUGGACGCGAAGCGGCUGCGGCUCAACGCUGUGCGCUCUCUGUUCUUCAUUGUCCUCGCCAUCUUCCUUACGGUGCACGGGCUCGGCACAGCCGCCAUUGCAGCCUACGUCUACUCGUCGCCGGGCCCGAGACAGACGCUUCAGGGCAAGGCCCUGAACGUGUGGACCUUUGCCCUAUUCACAACGGUCUCGACAUUCUCGAACUGCGGCUUCAUGCCGAACAAUGAGAACAUGAUCUCAUUCCCUCGGGACACCGGACUGCAGUUGCUGCUCGUGCCGCUGGUGCUCGUCGGGAACACGUUGUUUGCGCCGCUGCUGGCCGCGUGCGUGCACGCGGCAGCUGCAGCGACGCGGCGUCCGGAGCUGGUGGUGACGGCCAGUGAGAACGGCGCGGAGCUGACGGGGUACGACCACCUGCUCCCGGUGCGACGGUGCGUGAUGCUGGUGGCCACGGUGGCCGGGCUCAUCGCCGUGCAGAUGGCGAUGAUGUGCGGCAUGGAGUGGGGCGGUGCACUGCCGGGGAUGAGCCCGUGGGAGAAAUUGUCCAACGCGCUGUUCCUGGCGGUGAACGCCCGGCACACCGGCGAGUCCACCGUCGACCUCUCCACCCUCGCGCCGGCCAUCCUCGUUCUCUUCGUGCUUAUGAUGUACCUACCUCCAUACACAACAUGGUUUCCAUUUGAAGAGAACUCCAGCAUAAAGGAUCAUCCCGCGGAGAGCCAGGGGAUCGGGUUGCUCGAGAGCACAGUUUUGUCACAACUCUCUUACCUGACUAUCUUUGUCAUCGCCAUCUGCAUCACCGAGAGGACCAAGCUCAAAGAAGAUCCCCUCAACUUUAACUUGCUCAGCAUUGUUGUUGAGGUCGUCAGUGCUUAUGGGAACGUAGGAUUCUCCAUUGGAUACAGUUGCAGCAGAAAGAUCAACCCGGACAAGCUAUGCACAGAUAGAUGGACCGGCUUAGUUGGAAGGUGGAGCGAUUCUGGCAAGCUUGUCCUCAUUCUUGUCAUGCUCUUCGGGAGGCUCAAGAAGUUCAGUAUGAAAGGAGGCAAAGCAUGGAAGCUUAGUUAGAUGAAUCACCUGGUGACCAUUGUAGUUGCAGGCACACAUACUAUUUCCUCUCUCUUUUUCCUCUCUUCUGUUACCCCAAACAGUACUCAUUUAGAUGUAGAAGGGAACCUUCUACUUGUCAUCCUUGUACAGAGCCACCUACAUGUGCUGCCAAUUUAUGAUUAGGUGAAUGAAAGUUGAUCAUAAGAAUAUGAAGGCACGCCCGAUUCUCUUGAUACGCGGAGAUGGGCUACUAGUAAUU